AUGUUUUUUGUAUAUAAUUUGGUGCAAACUAGACCUGUUAUGACCGAUUAUAUGGCAGUUGAAUGUUUAGAGAAAUUACAGCAUAUUAAGGAUUCAUAUGAUCAUGAAUUUUAUGUAGAAUUAUGGGUAUCUGCAUUAACGGGAUUAGCAGAAGAAUGCGGUAGAGUUGAUGGUGUGGGUCAUACAUUAUUAUGGAAAAGUUUUGUAUUAGUUAAACUACCUUCAUUAAUUGAAAAAUUAGAAAAUAAAAAACCAAAAAUCGUACCAUUGAUCGACGAAACUAAGUAUAAUUGUCACGAAUGUGUAUUAAAUCAAUUAUUUGGGUAUAAAGGAUUGAUUAAUGCAUGUAAUCUGCCCGUAGAAGGGGCUGAUAUAUCGGUAGAUAUAUUAAAAGCAUGUCUAAGUAGAAAAUUAGUAAGAAGAGAAUUUAUAGAAAGACAAUUAUUAAUUAUAUUAAAUCAUCACUUGUCAGAACUUGAAUAUGGUGAAAUAGACGGAGUAAAUGCAGUUGGAUUUACGGGAAGCAUAUUGGAAGAUCCAAGUAAAGAAAUUAUUGAUCAUUUAGUAUCAGCAGCUAUAACAGGCUUUUUACAUCAAGAAUCUCGAAUUGAAACAAUAUUAAAGUUAAUGAGUGAAUGGGGAGCAAAAUUAGAAAUAACACCAUUAGCUAUACUUUGUCGUUCAAUUAUGAAAUUUCCUACAUUACUUGACAUUAUUCAUUUAUAUCAACGUCCCUCAGAAUUUAUUUUACCUUUAGAGCAAUUAUGUAAUACGUGGAUAACAAGUGAGACAGAGUCCUUACAGUCCUUACUUCGGGAUUAUGAAAAUUUUGGAGUAGUCUUCCUAUUCUUGAUCAAUACAAUAGAUAGAUAUGAGUUUCAUAAAAAUCUUAAAGAUGUUCUUCGUGAUGAAGAAGGAUUUUGUUAUAAAUGGCUUAUUCAAUCAGGAAGUGCGUAUGACAUAAAUUCUCUUGAUCCAAAAAAGGCUAUGAUAGUACAACAUUGGACAAGAAGAUUAUCAACUGGUCAAGAAAUUUCCGAGGACCUAAUCAGAGUAACAAGUCCAAUAGAUUUAAUAGAAUUAUCACCAACAAUAUUUAAACAAGCAUUAUCAAAUAUAGGAGGAACAGAUGAGUUAGAAGUAGCAGCAGUAGCAAAUUUCGAAACAUUAUUAUCAGGUUUUACAUAUUUUCUUAAACCACAUAUGUCAUAUGCAUUAGUUGGUAUAUGUCAAUGGUUAUGUGAUGAUAUUCUAUUUAAAGGGAAAUCAUCUAUCUCAGCAAAUGUGUUAAAUAAAUUAGUGAUAGAAGACACAUUUCCAAAUUCAAUUAUAAAAUUAGUCGGAAAUAAAUUAUCAUCAAUACUUGAUAUUAUAUCAGAAAAUGAUAAUUUACCAAACGUAGAAGAUACCGAAACUAAAACUGUACGUUCAAAAAUAGAUUCUUCAAUGUCGAAUCCAGCAUGGAUUACUACAAAGUAUCCGGCCGAAAAAUUAUACUAUAGAUUUAAAAUAAUGUUCAAAUCUAUAGUGUAUGGAGGAAGACAAAAGAUUUCUUCAAUUUACGAAAUAUUUUUAGCUGAAAAUUAUGAUAUAAAUAACACAAUAUUCUCAGCCGAAUACGAUUAUCAUACUGGUGGAGAAGGAGGACUAGUUAACAAUAAUUUCAUUGAUGAAUUUAAAAUAAAUCCAUCUUGGCUAGGGUCACAUCAUUUAGAUAUUGAAUUAUUUAGAAAAUGUUUAGAAAUUAAUGGUUCUAGGAUUUUUGUUGAUCUUAUUGUCGAGGAAGUUUUAUCUGCCGGCAAAAAAGGAAUGGGAAUACGUGCAGGCAUGUACUCUGCUCCUGAAUUAGGAGCAUCAUUAUUUACGUUGCCAAUAUGUUAUACAUGGAAUGAAUAUUUACAUUCAACAACGCUUAUUAAAAUAUUUUUCAUGGAUUUUUUACCAAUAAUUUUAGAGAAAAAAAUUGAUAUGUAUACACAAAGUUACGCUUUAGGUAUAAUGACCUUAUUUAUUUUAAUGAUGACAAAAAAAGAAAAUCAAGAUAAUUUUGGGGUUGGUAAUAUUACUAAUAUGAUGAUUGAUAUUAGUAAUAGCAUCGGUGAUGGUACUAAUGAUAUUAUUAUGAUGGAUGAUAUUAUUGAUACUAGUAUAGAAGAAAAAAUGGUUGAUGAUAAAAUUGGAAAUAAUGAAGAUAAGGUUAGGGAAACGACUGUGAUCGAUGAUUUUGUUAAAUACGUUUUAUCGAUAUUUGAACAAAAACCUAAAGAGGAAAAGAUAUUUCAAAAUGGAAAUGGAAAUGGAAAGAUUUAUCAUGCAAAAGACAAUGAAAUUAAAUUGAUCAAUGGACCUGCAAAAGGAUUUAUUGAUGGUUUAUUAAUGCAUAAAGAUAUGAAAAUGAUGAUACCCAAGCUGGAUGAGUUAAUUAAAGAUAAUUUAAAUUUUGUUUAA
Molecule: messenger RNA, 2448 nt
Organism: Funneliformis mosseae
Lineage: Eukaryota; Fungi; Glomeromycota; Glomeromycetes; Glomerales; Glomeraceae
Source: the annotation of a GenBank genome assembly